AUGUGGUUGCUAGUGGCGUUGCUGAGCCUUUCGGUGUUGGAGGCCGGCAGUACGCCGUGCGAGGAGGCGCGCAUGCGGUGCGCGUACCGGACCGGCUGCGGCGCCGCGCUCAACAACUACAUGUACCUGUGCAACGAUGUGCUCUCCAAGCCCACCACGGUAUGCCCCAGGGCUUGCGAGCACGCUCUCAUCGCGUUGACUUCCACCGAAGAGGGCAAGGAACUUAUGAACUGUCAAUGCGAGGACGAGUACUGCGUGGAGGCUAAGCAGAGAAUCGAUGUGUGUCGCCCGCAAGUGUUGAGGGGUGCAGCAAACGCGACAUCUUCUUGUCGCCUGUCUCAACUCAUCUGUCUAGCUGAUGCGCAGUGUGCGACUGCGUUAGACUACUACAACCAGUUAUGUAGAUCAGUGUACCGCGGCAGGAAGUGCUCAAAUAAGUGUCGGAAUUCUAUACAAAUAUUGAGGAAACAGGAGAAAGCGGCGGCCUUGACAGCUUGUCGCUGUGAUGGUAAUGAGGAUUACGAUUGCCCAAGGAUGCAGAACAACCUCGCUAGACUGUGCUUCCACAAGCACUUAAAGAACCACACGAAGAGUCACGAGAAGGGAUAUGAGAAUAAGCAUAAAAAGAACCAUCAUCAAGAGACCCCAUCCGCAACGAGUCCUUUCGCCAUGAGAAGUGUCAGAGACUGGCUGGACACAAAUUAUGCAAACAAAUGGAUAGGACGAGGUGGGCCGUUGCCAUGGCCAGCAAGAAGUCCGGACCUAACCCCCAUGGAUUUUCAUAUCUGGGGGCGCAUGAAAAGUCUUGUCUACAGCGAGCCAAAUCCAGUUUCGUCUGUGGAAGAAUUAAGAGAAAGGAUUGUGGAUGCAGCAAAUAAAAUGAGGACAACAUUGACCACUCGAGUAGUGAAGACUGGUCUCCGUAGAAGGAUGCGACAAUGUAUUAGAAACAGAGGCGGCCAUGUUGAACAUGAACUGUAG
Melitaea cinxia (Glanville fritillary) is the source of this 981-nucleotide messenger RNA. RefSeq names its product growth arrest-specific protein 1-like. Gene Ontology annotation, biological process: regulation of cell cycle. Lineage: Eukaryota; Metazoa; Arthropoda; Insecta; Lepidoptera; Nymphalidae. Bases 1 to 981 code for a protein of 326 amino acids. The transcript is spliced from 3 exons. Gene Ontology annotation, molecular function: nucleic acid binding. The record is from RefSeq and is a predicted model, not a curated record.